Molecule: messenger RNA, 4119 nt
Organism: Solanum dulcamara
Lineage: Eukaryota; Viridiplantae; Streptophyta; Magnoliopsida; Solanales; Solanaceae
Exons: 16
Coding region: 1738-3165 (475 amino acids)
Molecular function (GO): chromatin binding
Source: RefSeq, a predicted model, not a curated record
UUUCAAAUUUUGUGUUUCUUCCUUCCCAUAUGUCACAACGGCAGAAAGAAGUUGAAACAAAAACCCCAAACCUCAACCUUUUGCUUGUGUUGGCAAUGGCAUUUGGCUUUUCUCACCUCUUCCCCUUCUUCUUCUUCUUUUCUUCUUCUUUUACUCUUUACCUUCUCCCUAACAAAAAAACCCAACUCAGCAUUCUAUGGCUUUUUCCUCAACCUCUGUUUCUUCGUAAAACAACAAUCUUUUGCUAUUUUUGAGGAUGGAUACAGAUAAUCAUGUAUUUAUUUCGUGGGAAGAGCGCGUUGUUUCUCAGGGGAAGGACCAUCGUGUUGUGCACUUCUACUUGAAGGAUUCAUCGUGGGGAUAAUCCUUGCUGUGGUGGGUACUGAAAGAAGUGCAAGACACAUGGUAUAUGUUAUCUCAGAGGAUUAUUUGGAUGCUUUUGGGCAUACAAGUAGCAUAAAUUCUGAAACAAAGUGGCGUGCAAAACGAGAUGUAGUGGAAUGGCUGACGUUUUUGAUUUCAAAGCAUCACAGAUCACCACCUAUUUCAAAUACCCCGAGAAGUGAAAGGAGAAGUGCGUUAAUGGCUGGUAACCAGAUAGCAAAAGCCAAACCACCAACUUACCCGAAGUUAAAAAUAAAUUUCCAAGCAUCGGACCGGUUGGAAUUCAGCUUGUUGAGCCUCAAUAUAAGCUGUCUUUUGAAGUUGGUGACAACUAAGAGGCUCUUUGCCAGGAUAGUGUCAUGAAAGGCUGCUGGUUCAGGUGUAAGGUCUUACAGGUAUCACAAAAAUGUAUGAAAGUUCAAUAUGAUGACAUCCAAGAUUCUGAUGGUUCUGAAAAACUCGAGGAAUGGAUUCCUUCCAACAGAGUUGGAGGCUCUGAUAAAUUGGGCAUGAGAUGCACAGGACGCCUCACAAUCCGGCCCCGGCCUCUGGAGGAUUCUUCAGCCCAUUCUUUUGAAGUAGGAGCUGCAGUUGAUGCUUGGUUGUCAGACAGGUGGUGGGAAGGUGUUAUUGCUGAAUUUGAUGUCUGUGGAAGCGGUCAUCAUCAGGUUUACUUCCCUGGAGAGAACAUGUUAGUGGAGAUUCAAAGGAAGAACCUGAGGACUUCAAGAGAUUGGAUAGAUGACAAAAGGGUUGACGUUAAGGGAAAGAAAGAUAUAAAGUUGUUCAUAAGCUCAAGUUUAAAUGAUGUAUCCAAGUGCAGUAUCAAAAGACGUGGAAACUGUGAAAAUCAGAUGGCUCCCAAGCUUGUGGAACCUGAAGUCAAUAAAAUGGCGUCAACUUCUAAACACAGUGGAGAAGCAACACACUGAUGCGCUUAAACUGAAAAAGCAAUGGUUUAUUGAUUUUCUUGCAGGUAUCAAGAACUGAUUUCAGACAAUUCUACAAGUGAUAAUGCUGGCGUCUAGGAGUCAUCAGUUCUUUUUGAUAAUGAUGAAAUGAUUUUGGCACUUGGGUGAAUUCUGACUUGUACAUUCAAAGAGGAGGUCCCAAACCGGCUCAUCUCUUUUCGAGCCGCACACGCUCUCCCUCGGCAAUAUAAAAUAAUCCUAGCAUUCAAAUCCAACACAAAAGGCAAAUUGCCAACAGAGGAAGAAGUCAAAAGGCAUCAAAGCAAAUGAAUGUUGUUUAUGAGAUAUUAUUGUGGAGGGUGAGACUGGUGGCUGACGAGUCUGUUCGCAUUGAUUCUGUUGCUAAGAUACCCCGACUAGUGAAAGGAGAAGAAGUGCUGUAAUGGCUGGUCAUUUAGCUGAUGAGGGACAGCUUCCUAAUAAAUUGAAAGCAAAAAAAUCAAAUAUUUUGUGGUCAGGUACUGCUUGGACCUGCGCCAAGCAACUUACGCAUUAUCCUUCUUUUAGCAGAAAUGGAACUACAAUAACUGUUAAUUCCUUCGCUAUAAUCACGGUCGAAGAAGAAAGUCAGUAUCUAGGUUACUUGGAAGACUUUUAUGAGAACAAAAAGGGACAGAGAAGAGUGAAGGUGCGGCGUUUCGAACAUUUUCAGGAAGUCAAGUGUAUAAUUCCAAAGCUUGAGGGACACCCUAGAGAAGUACAUAUCACGUCUCAUGUUCAGGUGAUCCAAGCCAAUUGUAUUGAUGCUCUUGCUACAGUUUUGACUCCCGGAGAUUAUGAGAAAUAUAUCUCUUUUGUCCCCAAAAAAUUGUCCUCUGGUGUCUAUAUGUGCUAUAGGGAAUUCAAAAACAACAAGGUCGCGCCAUUCUCUCUGAGUGAAUUGGAAGGCUACUAUAAUCAAAUGAUGUUUACCAUGUCUCGCAGUCAACAAGCCCAGCUUAAGUCAAAGGGUCAUAUGUUGCACGAAGUAAAAGAUAUAACCCGAGAAGAUCCUUCAACGCAAAGACUUAGGGGGAGUAGAAGUGUCGACGAGAGUGGCCAUUCUGGUAUCAGAAAGCCAAUUCCUGGUAAACAGAUAGCAAAAGCCAAACCACCAACUUGCCCAAUGUUAAACAUAAAUUUUCCAAGCAUAGGAUCGGUUGGAAUUCAGCUUGUUGAGCCUCAAUGUAAGUUGUCUUUUGAAGUUGGUGACUACUUAGAGGUUCUUUGCCAGGAUAGUGGCAUGAGAGGUUGCUGGUUCAGGUGUAAGGUCUUACAGGUAUCACAAAAACGAAUGAAAGUUCAAUAUGAUGACAUCCAGGAUUGUGAUGGUCCUGAAAAGCUUGAGGAAUGGGUUCCUUCCUACAGAGUUGCAGCCUCUGAUAAAUUGGGCAUGAGAUGCACAGGACGCCUCACAGUUCGGCCCCGGCCUCUGGAGGAUUCUUCUGACAUUUUUUUUGAAGUAGGAGCUGCAGUUGAUGCUUGGUGGUUUGACGGGUGGUGGGAAGGUGUUGUUGCUGGAUUUGAUGUCUGUGGAAGCGGUCAUCAUCAGGUUUACUUCCCUGGUGAGAACAUGUUAUUGGAGAUUCAAAGGAAGAACCUGAGGACUUCAAGAGAUUGGAUAGAUGACAAAUGGGUUGAAGUUAAGGGAAAGAAAGAUAUAAAGUCGUUCAUAAGCUCGAGUUUAGCUGAAUUAUCCAAGUGCAGUAUCAAAGAACCUGGGAACUGUGAAAAUCAGAUGGCUCCCAAGCUUGUGGCAAUGAAGACAACAAACUGCUGUCAACUUCUAAACUAUCUGCUGAGAAGCAAGACAAUGAUGCUCUUAAACUGAAAAAGCGAUGAUGUAUUGAUUUUCUUGCAGUUGAUGGCAUCCUUACUCAAACGUGCAAUGGAGCAGUCUCACCUCUUUUCAACUUCCAUCUGGAAUGAGAAGGGCUAAACACAAGAAAAUAAUCCUGGAGGUGCAACGCUUCCUUGGGAAAGAGAAGGUCAAUUGGCCCUUAAUUUGGGCGGUGGGGGCAAGGGAGCCGAGGGUUUAUAGAAAAUAGUCUCUCUAUCUCUAUGAGGUAGAGUUAAGGGUGGUGUAGGAUUACACUGGGUAUGUUGUUGUUGUUGUUGCAAUGGGGAUGUUUCAUGUAGCAUUCAACGAAUAUGAAGCCAUCCUUCUCAAGAAGAUAUUAUUGUGGAGAGUGAGACUGGUGGUUGAUGAGUCCGUUCGCAUCGAUUCUGUUGCUGAGAUACCCCAACAAGUGAAAGGAGAAGAAGUGCUGUAAUGGCUGGUCACUUGGCUGAUGAGGUCUCAAAUAUGUUGAUCUACUCGUUUUAUAUUAGUUUCAAAAAAACUACAGUUACUGAAGGGGAAACUAUCUGUUUCAGGGACAGCUUCCUAACAAAUUUAAAGAAAAACAAAUCAAAUAUUUUGUGGUCAGGUACUGCUUGGACCUGCGCCAAGCAACUUACGCAUUAUCCUUCUUUUAGCAGAAAUGGAACUACAAUAACUGUUAAUUCCUUCGCUAUAGUCACGGUCGAAGAAGAAAGUCAGUACCUAGGUUACUUGGAAGAAAGUUUGAUUGUGAUCUUUCUACUGUCUGGCUAUGAUCUGUUGCAUUUCUAAGUAGGGUUGAAUCUUUAAUAGGCCUAGUUGAUCAAUACGAGUCCGCCCUUUGCUUCUUACACCAUUUUAAGAUUUCAAUUGAACAAUAAACCUUUUUUCUUUUAUUUUUAUUUUACGGCUGGAUGUUGCAAAGAUCUAUUGUGUUGAAUAUGCUGUAUGCAGUUUGAAUCU